AUCCAGAGUCGAGUCGGCGUAGCACAGUAGCUCCUAAACGGGGUAGCCGAGUGGACCUCACAGCCAGAUUAGCUCUGAAGCCCGUGCAGUGAACACGCGAGAGAGAGAUCGAGUGAGCAAAGUGUGAUUGUGAAAUCUUUAGUGAUGGCCGUACCAUUCAACGUGCCUGAGGAGGAAGCAGAAGAACGCAGGGUCAUUCGGAUACCCAUCUGCGAGUUUAUACGUCAAUUUAUACAACCAGAAAUUUCCAAUUUACAACCCGAGAACCCGAGGCCUGAAGGGCCGGUAAUCCUCGUCCUCCCCGAAGCGGUCUUGAGGGCACGAAAAGCCCCCGCAGCACCCAGGAGGCGACGAAGGAGACAGGAGAAACACCCCCAGGAAAUGCCUCAGCAGCACACGCUCAGUCUCGGCAUAGAGCUGAGGCAUGUCGAGGAGCACACCUAUCAGUCCGUCGGACAGACGAAGAAAAGGCGCAGGGAAUCGAAGACGUCCAGCUUCUUCUCCCUUCUCCUACCGACGCCGCUCCCUGGUUCUAUAUGGACCACUGUCAUCAUUCUCGUCGGAUGGAGGAUACUCACAAGGCAAAGAAAGAGAAAGUUGAGCUGCAGGAUGGAACACGGCCACGAUUGAAUUUUAUUCAGCCUUAUACUAGUCGAAUUCGGAUUUUUCUUGGAUAUUUCUUACCUUGCGGUUACGGUGUUUUGUUUUUGUUACCUUUGCAUAUAAGCAUGCGGAUAAAAGAGGGAUAUUUGCCAUCACGAUGACAGGAUCUGCCCUCUGAUCAUAUCGAUUAUGUUAAAUUUGUACGUUUUUUUAAUGGAAAUAUAUUGUUUUAUCAAA
Molecule: messenger RNA, 840 nt
Organism: Cimex lectularius (bed bug)
Lineage: Eukaryota; Metazoa; Arthropoda; Insecta; Hemiptera; Cimicidae
Exons: 4
Coding region: 145-630 (161 amino acids)
Source: RefSeq, a predicted model, not a curated record